Sorghum bicolor (sorghum) is the source of this 1650-nucleotide messenger RNA. Its product is annotated as cinnamoyl-CoA reductase-like SNL6. The transcript is spliced from 5 exons. Gene Ontology annotation, molecular function: 3-beta-hydroxy-Delta5-steroid dehydrogenase (NAD+) activity. The record is from RefSeq and is a predicted model, not a curated record. Lineage: Eukaryota; Viridiplantae; Streptophyta; Magnoliopsida; Poales; Poaceae. Gene Ontology annotation, biological process: steroid biosynthetic process. Bases 237 to 1340 code for a protein of 367 amino acids.
CUCACGCGCGACCCUCCACCCACCGAUCACACAGCACAAUCCCGAGGCCGCCCCAGAGAGCAGGGCAGAGCAUAGCCAUAGCAGAGCAGAGCACGCUUCUCCCAAACCCACCAGUCCACCACUGCACGCACUAAUCCGUCCAGGAAUUCACUCCACGGCACGGCGACGCGGGGACGCCAAGGCAAUAAGGCUUAAGGCCAGCGAGGCGUCGGCGGAGGCGCGGAGGGGACGGCGACAUGGGGGUGCUGCGGAGCACGCAGAGCCUGGAGGCCGAGGUGGAGGAGAUGCGCGCCGCGCUGCUGCUCCACGGCGCGUGGGCGUGGAGGCCCGGCGGCGGGGGUGCCGCCAAGCGCGCGGCCCGCGCCGCGGAGCCCGCCGGCGCGGAGGCGCGCACCGUGUGCGUCACGGGGGGCACGUCCUUCCUUGGCUUCGCCGUCGUCGACUGCCUGCUCCGCCACGGCUACGAUGUCCGCCUCGCCAUCGAGACGCAAGAGGACCUUGACAAGCUGCGGGAGAUGGAGAUGUUUGGGGAGAAUGGCAGGGACGGGGUCUGGACUGUGAUCGCAAAUGUGAUGGACCCGGAGAGCUUGCAUGAAGCUUUUGACGGCUGUGUUGGUGUCUUUCACACCUCGUCACUUGUGGAUCCAGGGGGCAUCUCCGGUUACACGAAACACAUGGCACGCUUGGAAGCCAAAGCAGCAGAGCAGGUGGUCGAAGCAUGUGUGAGGACAGAGUCCGUGAGGAAGUGCGUUCUCACGUCGUCACUGUUGGCAUGUGUGUGGAGGCAAAACUACCCUCAUGACCGCCGGUUCCCAACCACCAUUGAUGAGAACUGUUGGAGCGAUGAGAGCUUCUGCCGGGACAACAAGCUAUGGCUGUCACUUGGCAAGACGAUGGCGGAAAAGGCGGCAUGGAGGGCAGCACGGGGGACAGACCUGAAGCUAGUGACCAUAUGCCCUGCACUUGUAACCGGGCCAGGAUUCCGGAGGCGGAACCCUACUCCAUCCAUUGCCUACCUCAAAGGAGCGCAUGCCAUGCUCGCCGAAGGCCUGCUGGCGACAGCGAACGUGGAAAGAGUGGCUGAGGCGCACGUCCGCGUGUACGAGGAGAUGAGCGGCACGGCCGGGGGGCGGUACAUCUGCUACGACCACGUGGUCCGACGAGGCGAGGAGUUCGCGGAGCUGCAGCGGCAGCUGGGGCUCCCGGGCAGGGUUCCAGCGACGCCCGACGACGACGACCGGCCGCCGCGGUUCCAGCUCUGCAACAGGAAGCUGUCGGCGCUGAUGUCCGCGCGGAGGAGGUGCACCUACGACGCCUACUUCCCCGUGUUGUACGAGUGAAAACGGGUGAGGUGUCUGAUGGUGGAGGAGGAGAGCUGCUGAUGCUGGAGUGUGAGUGAAUGACCUUGUACAUAGUGUUAAUUGCAUCAAUAAAGCUUUUCUACUCGGUACGUAUUAGUAGAAUGUGUUGUACAGGGUACAGCCUGACAAACCGAGUGCGGUAGCACAGAACACUAGAACAGAGUGGCAGCACGAGUGACACGUCACAACGGACGUCAGAGCAUUGGAGGCAGACCAGCAAAAUUUUGGCCGAACAGAACAGAUCGACGGCACAAAAUGCAACGCAUAGCUAAGGCCUUGUUUACUUCUA